AUGGCCAGAUAUCAGAGCAUCAGUAGCAUCCCCUGCCUCGGCGGGACCGGGAUCGUGGUGGUCCUGUUCCUUGGUCAGUUGGCCUGCGGCCAGUUCGUUCCGGGCCCGAUUCCCCGCCAGCAGAGAUCCCUCUUCGGACCGGGUCCUCCGCCCGGCUGGAGCGGUGGUGGCCUCAGUCACGGAUGGAACGGUCCCAGCUUCGAGUUCAGCCACCUCCCGCCAUCCUCCAGCCCGCACGUGACCAAGGACGAGCUACUUGCCCUGCUGGCCGCCUGGAAGGAUGUGGCCGUGAAGCCCACGACUCCAGCGCCGGAGCCGGAGCCCGAGCCCGAGCCUGAACCCGAGCCGGAGACCACUCCUGCCCCGCCGCCGGAGGACGAGGAUGAGCCAGAGCCGGAGCCCCCGGCACCAGAGGCACCGGCUGGUCCGCCACCCGGUGUGCCCGUCACCGUUUCGCUGCCCGCCCUGGUGCCCAUCCAACUGGCGGCCAUGUGGCAACAGCCGGCGCCAGGAGCAGCUCCUGGCGGCUUGGGUCCCCUCAACCUCGGCGGAUUGGGCCUGGGGGGCAUAGCCCUGAAUAACCUGGGCGGUGGUGCGGCAGCAUCAGGAUCAGCUGCGGCGGCCGGAGGCGGAGGAGCUGCGGCCGCUGGAGCUGCUGCAGCAGCGGCACGAUCCGGAUUGGCCCGUCCCAGAGCACGGGCAAGGAUCGGAGGACGUGCGUCCAAUGUUCAGCCCGCCAUCCGCUUCCCGGUGGCCAAUCCGCGCAGCUUUACCUCCAACAACUACGUGGCGCCCAGGCCACGUUACUAUCGCGAUACAGAGCCAAUGCGCAUCAAUGUAAUGGCACCUUCGCCCUACCAAAUGGCCAAUGUUCAGGGUCCGGUUCAACUGGUGCCCGCCUACUGGCAAUAG
This is a messenger RNA of Drosophila rhopaloa, 912 nucleotides long. Its product is annotated as ESX-1 secretion-associated protein EspK. NCBI's taxonomy places the organism in Eukaryota, Metazoa, Arthropoda, Insecta, Diptera, Drosophilidae. The record is from RefSeq and is a predicted model, not a curated record.